AUGGUGGGUAGAAAGAAGCGGAGUACCAGUACGAGGAAUCAUUUUGCUGAGGUAAAUGGUGUGCAACAAUACGGUACCGGUGAUUUUGGAAAUAACAGCACUUAUCGUGGUCAGUUUUCGAACGCUAGCAGUAUAUGUCGUAAUGGAAGUCUUGUGGAUCCUGACUAUUCUGCUCUGACAACAACUUUUCACCGUAGAUCAAAACAAUACAGUAAUCACUUCAAUCACAGGAAUCAACAAAAUGCCGUCAACAAUAAUACUACGGCAAAUAUGAAUGGGAAUUGCAUUGCGAGAAGUGCAAGUCGGGAAACUAGCUCAGCAUCUGCUGGUAGUAUCAUUUCGGGCGACCCGGAUGAGGAUGGCUUUUUAUCAGGAUCAGGGCAAGAAAUCGAACCUGAUGAUUUGCGAUGCAUAGAAAGACGAAGCGUGGCACUAAUGACCGAAAAAGAAUCAAGUUGCUCCGUAAGUACACAAACAGUUGAUGGUACGAACUCAGAUUUAUUGUUAGCUGUGUGCAAGAUGAAGUGUUCGCAAAGAGUUGAAGCUGUUGCAGAAGUGAUUCAGUGUUUGAAUGCUUAUGAGCAAAGAUACAUAGGAUCAUGUGUAGAAACAGCUGUGCGUUCAAAGUCGCUAUAUCUUCGACAGUAUGAGUUGCGCUACAAUGAUGCUUAUUUUUUACAAAACUUCGUAGAAUCAGCAUCAUAUAGCCGGCUUCUGGAGCUUGCCUUUCCGAUGUUGUGCCUUUUACAUUCAACGAACCGCCCAGCAGCUACCGUCUAUAUGCAAUUGGUAGAACGACUAUGCGAUGAACUUAUUGCUGUAUCUGCUAACAAAUCGCCUCUCGAAAGGGAAGAAAUGUUGGAUUCGUUGCUUAUGGUGGUUUCCGCAGCACAACAUCAUGCAGCUUUCUCUGUGGAGCAUAAAAUCAGACUUGAAAAUAUUCGAACAUAUUUGGGAGCAUUGUCUCCUCAGCCGGCUGCUCCGAUUGAGAAACAGAGUUGUGAGGCUUCUACAUCUGAAAAUGACGACGUACCUGUUGUCAUAUCUCGUUUGGACGCUGAGGUUACGAAUGACGAUUCUUCUCCGAAUAUAUUUUCAAUAGCGAUCGAAUGGAGCGAUAUGAAAACAUCUUAUAUUGUUAGGACGGCUGAUCAAAUCGCUGAUUUGCACAAUCGUCUGUUAGACAGUUUCCCAAAUGAAGCAGGGGCUCAGACUGGGAAUCCUCGCGUUCUGCCAUAUCUUAAUCGUUCGCAACCUAGUUCUAUUUUGGGCUAUAUUCGCGCAUUGCCGGAUCUUCCAGCUCGUGUUUUAGUUUGUCCAAUAGUGCGUGAUUUCUUUUAUCCAUCUCGGUUAGAAAGCUGUUCAUUUUUAUCAGCUCCUCAGUCAUUAAUAUCGCGUUCUUUGCCUUCUCUUAUUGAGUUGAAAAAGCCUCCAACAUGCAGUAACACUUCUUCCCCGUCCAGUCAACCUUUAUCCGAAACACCGGUGUGUCAUCCCUCAUUAUCUGUCACAUUUUUACCCGUAACAACUGUUUGUUCUGCUGGUGUGAUGGGUUGUACUAGUGUAGCCUGUCCACCAUUUUCAAUGACAAACGUACCUCCGCCACCUCGUGGUCCACUUUUAUCACUAGCACGACCGCUAUCCCUAUUAGCUACUACCACCAAUGUCCCAGCUUAUCCGUCGCUACUUUCACUACCUCCAAAUCCCAAUGGAUUAUCAUGUUGUAAUUGCGCUGGUCGCCAUCCAUUUGCUUAUUGUACUCAGCCUACGAUGCUGCAAAUUAUCGCAAGUGGUGAAUAUAGGAUUGAUUAUAACAAUAUGACAACCGCUCUGCCAUUCGAGAUGACAGGAAGUGUUGCAUCAGUUAAUAAUUCCGUUUCACCACCAUCGACAAAUUUUUCCACACCACCACCAGCUCCGAAUUCGUGCUGA
Brugia malayi is the source of this 1932-nucleotide messenger RNA. RefSeq lists its product as uncharacterized. Lineage: Eukaryota; Metazoa; Nematoda; Chromadorea; Rhabditida; Onchocercidae. The transcript is spliced from 12 exons. Gene Ontology annotation, molecular function: phosphatidylinositol binding. The record is from RefSeq and is a predicted model, not a curated record. Bases 1 to 1932 code for a protein of 643 amino acids.